Molecule: messenger RNA, 6717 nt
Organism: Gigantopelta aegis
Lineage: Eukaryota; Metazoa; Mollusca; Gastropoda; Neomphalida; Peltospiridae
Product: afadin- and alpha-actinin-binding protein A-like
Exons: 13
Coding region: 26-1900 (624 amino acids)
Source: RefSeq, a predicted model, not a curated record
AGUAACAACAGUGUCACUUUACAGAAUGGCAAACUGGGAUAUUUUGGUAGACUCGGCACGUCUAAAUAACUCAAUAAUGCAGUAUUUACGAAAUACUGGAACAUCACUAGAAAUGGACAGCCAGUCAGAUAUGCUGUUUCAUACAGCAGGAAACACUAAUGCCUCCUUUUGUUCAAGUGACAACAUACAGUCUUGUGUGUGUUUGUUAAACCAGGAGUUGCAGGUGCUGGGUUUUCCUGUAAUCCAAGAAGACUUGGACGUCGUGAUGAUUCUCAACAACCUGCAUGACAUUCUUCGACUUUAUCAGAGAAGUGUUCGAGACAGAGAGGAGCUGACUGACAGACUUCACAAGACAAUAGCUGAAAAGGAUCAUUUUCAAUCUAAAACUAAACGGCUACGAGAAGAGAUUGAAACUCUUGAUCGUAACGUUGCCCGAGAACAGGAAUUGAAGCGACAGCUGACAAUACAAAACAAAACCAUGAGCCAGAAAUUAAAGAAAGAAAAGGACGAGGUUAAGAAACUGCAGUCAUUCAUUCACAGAGAAUCUCAACAAGCAAGUCACCGAGUGAAGAAGCUGGAGAGACAGGUCGUCAAGUUGUCUGAUAGACUUCACGAUCAAAUGAGUGAGAAAAAUCCACUCAGAAAAUUUGGUAUUGGUAUUGCUAAUCCCAUACGCACAGAUGGCCGAAGAUCAACAUGGAAAACAGGCCAGAAUAAACAGGAGCUGGAGCUCCAUCAACAGAUAGUCUCCAAGUACGAGGAGAGACAGCAGAAUCUGUGUGUGGAAAUAGCCGAGCUGCGUGACUGUCUCGUUAGCAUGGAGAGGGAGCUGCUGUCUGUACUCAAUCGCAGUGACAACCCCUUUCGGCUGCACUCACCACAGAAUAGGCUUGGUGAUGUGUCCACAUCAACUGAUGAAGAACCGGAUGACAACGCCUUACCCAACAAUUCACCCAUUUGUCUAGAUGAUCUGCAGCCCAUGGAUGAACGUUGCAAGUAUACAGAAUCUGGUCACAGAGAUAUUGAAAAGAGAAUUAAAAAAACUUGUAACUUACUCAAACAGAAGAUGAUCUCCUCUCAGCAAAAUGGUAUAACCAAUGCUAGCUGUGUGAUGGAUACUACCAGCAUGCAGCAGUCUCCACCUAGGACACAACAGCGGUCAGGUAGUGUGAGUAAGGAGACUGACCGGCGGUCAGGUGAGAGGGAUAAGUUGUGCAGUCAGAUUCAGCAGUAUAAGGAGAUCAUUAGGCAGCAGGAACAACUGAUUCAGCAAUCUCUCCGGAACCAGUCUCAGUCUGUUGAAACCAGUUUUCUCCACGAGUCACAUCUCCACGGUGAAAAAGAAAGCCUCACGGAAGAGAAACGAAGUUUGUUGCAGGAAAAGGCCAAUUUUGAAGAAGAAAGAAGAACAUUUUCUGAAGUUGCUGCCACACUAGGAAAAGAGAAGGAGCGGGUGGAGCUGUUCAUGGAGCAGUAUAAGAACCUUGAUGCUUACAGUGCAUCUGACGACAGUGCUUUUGAAAGUUUACAUCACGGUUCCUCCCACCGGGUGAGAAUGUUACCAGCGACUCCUGUGUACUCGCACUCUUGUAGGACGAAGACUCCAACCACCAGUGAGUUAUACAGAUCGCUAGGCAUUACACCGUGCACGUCCUCGGCUGUCAAGAAGCUACGCAAGGCGACCAGCGAUGAGUCUGUGAUGGCUGCCGUCUCGAGGAAGUCAAGCACGUCCAGUCGAAACAGCAUGCCGUCGGAUUGCACAUCCAGUCGACACAGCAUGCCGUCAGAUUUCACAUCCUGUGUGUCUUCAUCACUGCAGAUGGACGCCAUGAAGAGAGCCUUGUUUCAGAGUGCUUCUAAAGUCACUGGGCGAAGUGACUUCAAUGAUAAUGGUUCAUGACAGGUCUUACUAAGUGAAGAUGAGAUGGGCCAAAUUUCCAAAGUCUGUUUAUGUCGCGUGUGAACUACAUAAAAUUACAAUGCAAAAACACCUGCGUUUAAGAUAAAACGGCUUUGUAAAUUCGGCUCUAUGUGUUCAAAGUAAAACUAAUACAUCUUGGUCAGAGAAAAACCCAAAAUGAAAACAUUAAUUGCAUAAUGACUGUUAAUUGGGAAAACCAUUAAGAAUGUUGGUUAAAGCCGAACUUUCUGCACAGGGCUUUAACUGUUACUUAAAACCUGAUUGAUAUUGCGUCUCAAAAGCUAGAUAUUGAACAAAUGGCCUUAACAUUGAUAGCAGCUCUCUGUGGUGAAUAGAUUUCAUGAAAUGUAUGAUAAACUUCAAUUUGUAUUUGGCUAACAGUUGGUUAAAGUUUGGAUGUGAAAUGGAAAUCAAAGAAUUUGUUUACUCUAUUUAAUCCGACCUAUUGAAAAGUCCGUCCCUUUAUCAAAUGGAUUUAAUGAUAUAUUUUUUUUAUAUGGAUGUAUUAUAUCGAAAUUACAGAAACAACUACACAAAGGUUCGAAAAUGCCAUAUUUUGUGGGGGGUUUUCAUUCUGACUGGAUAUGUACUCCAGCCCAUAACUGUUUGAACUAUGUGUAGUGUUUGUGAUAUUUUUCACUUUUGUAUUAUUUGUUCCUUGACUUUAUUUGCAAAUACAGUAUAUGCCUAUUAUUUUGACAACGAUUUUUUUUGUUGUGAAAUAUUCAACCGUAAUACCUUUUUUUCUGUGUUGAAUGCUUUAGUGGAUGUGGAAGCAGCUUUAUGCAGCUUUUUGGUGUUGGGUAUUUAAGUGACUGUAUCUAGUAGGCAGCAUUACAUGAUAUCUAUGCAUAUAUGUUUUGUACUUGGGAUAAAACUACAUAUGUGUUGCCUUCAUUUUCUGUUUAUUUGUCAGUCAGAUUAUAUUUGUUUUGAUACACUGCCAUAUUUCAUGUACUGGGGGAUAAGCCUGAUUUCCCAGUUUUAUGGAACUUACUAGCUGAUAUUAUAACUAACUACAGUCAAACUUCGAUAACUCAAUCUUGAAGGAGACGAGGAAAUAGUUCGAGUUUCAGGGAAUUUGAGUUUUCGAAAUUAAUAUAUAAGAGUUCAAAUUUGAAACUGCAUUGCAGCUAGUUGCAGCAUUGCAGCUGGUUUAUUUCACUUAAUAUUGUAAGAAGCGUGCGCUUCGCUGCCUACCUCUGAACUCUAAAAACUAUGCAUCCCCAGUUGAAAGGCGAAUUAAUAUAUCGGCCACCUCAACCCACGCCACCCCAUCUCAUCCCACCCCACUCCAGCUGUUGGUAUCUUCAACGCCUGUCGUACAUUCAUUUUGUGUAUAUUGUAAAAGUAAGUAAAUAAAACAAAAAGAAUCACCCAGAUGAAUUUGAAAUAUAUGCUUAAUAAUAUAGGCUACAUUUUAUUUCAUGACGAAAAAUGAAGGCAGUUACAUACAUAUAUAAAUAACAAAAAGUAAUGUUGACGUAUUUUGCAGAUGUCAAAACAUGGCGGAACAUAACUAGCAAAUAAAUAAGCAUUUGUUUUACACAAAAUUAUUUACGCUUCACACCUCUACUUUCUUUCUCCAAUCUGGCCACCCACUCUCCUUCCCCAGACUGCUCGAUCUGUGACGUAUCAAUUUUUAACAUAACUAUAUGACUGGUAACUGAUAAACAUUAACUGAUACAUAAAUAGAAAAGCUAAAGUAUGACACGAUUCACACCUUUGAGAGCAAAAACAAAUGGCGCUAACAAUUAUUACAAAUGCUCUUUGAAGUUAACCAGACUGUGUCUGUAAUUAAGUAUUACGUAGCGAGGCUCUCCACCACGGACAAACACCGACUACCAAACAUAGGAUCAUUUCGAUCCGUUUAGUCAGUGAUCUAUUAUUCUGUAAUUAUCACCCUAAUCUUCGACAGUUAAGACCACCUGAGAUAGGCGCGCUUCGCUUGUUUGACAUAUGAUUGACAAUACAUUCGUCUUUAAAUACUAUCGGCAACGACAGUUUGAUCAAUCCACACGCGUCGAGUUUUAGAGGUUCAUACUCUAUUAAAUCCUUUAUGGCGGGACCAAAGAAUUAAGUCGAGAGAUCGAGGUUAUCGAGAUAUCGAAGUUUGAGUUUUCGAAGGUCGUUAUUACUAGUUUGUAUAGCAACUCAGCCGGGACCGUUGCUUCAGAUCGAGAGAACGAUGUUUUCGAGAGAUCGAAGGUGGAGUGAUCGAAGUUUGACUGUAUAUCAGUACAUAUUGUACUCUAAGCAGGUCAGUACAUGUACAUAUGCUAAACUAAGCAGGUCAGUACAUGUACAUAUGCUACGGUAAGCAGGUCAGUACAUGUACAUAUGCUACGCUAAGCAGGUCAGUACAUAUGCUAAGUACAUCUGUUCGAAGGUUUUGUUUUAUGGUUUAUAAUAUUAUGCAAUGUUAAUCAUUUUUGUACAUUCUAAUUUUGUCAUUCAUCUUUUCAAGAUCUCUACAUGUAUAUAACGGUUUUUGAUUUUGUAAUUGUACAAACCUCAUUCCUUCCAAUAAUAUAUUAUGUAACUGAUCUCAAAUGUAUGGGUACAUAAAUGGAAAGAAAACCCAUUUUAUUAUUAAUUUUCAUAACAAUAUUUAAUAUUUUAGGGUUUUGUUCUUAAAAUGAACCAGAAAAGAGUUAAAGUAAAUGAGAUUUAAAAUGAUACCAAUUUUUAAUUACAAUAUGCAUGCAUUUUGUUGUACAAUUGUCAGUGGACCUAGUUUUCCCCCAUCCUAACCAGUGCCAAAUAGCCAGUACAUCAAAGGUCAUUGUGUGUAUUGUUGUACAUGCGAAUGUGCAUAUAUUAUAUAGACAAUAACUUACAGUUACGAGGAAUUACGGAUUAUCUGUCCCGAGAGAAAUUAAUGUUGUCAGUCACUCACUAAAGCUCGUGACUGACAUCAUUAAUUUCACAAGGGACAGAUAAUCCGUAAUUCCGAGAAUCGAGUGGGUUAUUGUAUUUAUUACCCAUAAGUAUAAAUAGUUUAGAACGUAAACUUUAAACUACUUACAUGACACAAAUUAUAUAAUAUACAAGACAUGAAAGUCUGAGGAAACUCAUGACGUCAUGAAAGAAAAGAAAUGACGUCAAAAGCUAUCUUUAGGUACUCAAAUCAAAUGUAAGCAAGAGAGGUCACAUUCGUAAUGAACUGAUGUUUUUAGUGGGAAGUGAAUGAACUACAAACAAAUUAGUUUUAUUUUAAAAUUAUUUAUCUAAACAUUCACUGUUUGUAAAAUCUCAUCAAUGAAAGACUUGACAGUCGAGGAAACCAAUGACGUCACCAUCGGGACGUCAUUGGGGAAAGAUAGCUUCUAUCUUUCCCUAGAGAAAUAUAGAAAAUAUAUUCACCCACAUCACACUGCUCAUAUGGGUAAUAAAAUUUAUUAUCCCAUAAUAUUCUGCUUUAUUGGUAGAAGUAAUCUUAUGUUGCAGCUGUGUGUGUCUCCUCUCUCUCUCUAUCAACCAAAUGUCGAAGUAACUCUAUGUUAGGCACCAAACAGCCAUACGUUAAAGUGACGGACCCUAGUUUUUAAACACUACAACAUAUUUUUCACUAUUAAGAGUUGUUUUUCAUAAGUUAAAUUAGACGUUUCUUCCAUUGUUUUGUUUAAAAUAUCUAUUUCCGUACAUUUCCAAGUGGGGGUUUUUCUAAGUGUUUUUGGUCAUCCUGGUUUUGUAAUACAUGUACCUUUAAAUACAUUUUUCACAAUUCUUAAACUACACAUGUCUGAGAAGUUAGUUAUUGAGUCGAGCUCAAGUCUAUGUUUAGAUGGUAUUCCCUAUUUAAACAACACAGACUUUUAGUUUCACUACUUUAUCCAAGUUUAUUACAUGUUUGUAGAUUAACUUGGUGUCCAUUUUCACGGGUUGAAACUAGGGUCUGCACCUUUAAAUGUGUUGAGGUAUCAUUAAAUAAAUAUUCCUUUCUUUUCUGUAGAACUAUAGUUGAUUUUUACUUUGUUUUGAUCCUGUUAAAACCAGAGUAGUUUUGUUUACUUCAAGCGGAUCUAGCGCUAAAUUAUUGUACACAAAUUUAAGUGCCUGUAAUUUAUGUGAUAUCAUUUUUAGUACAUACAGCUUCUGGCUCGUACUUUAUUUGAAACUUGAUGGUUAGUACCAUCUUUAAUGGCGUGUUCAAGGAGUAGCUUGCUAUUACAGUAUUUGCCCAUGUGAUGAAUGUUGGUAUUGUUGUGUUACAUUAAGAUGACACCAAUGCAUUAAACUCAAGUGGUGUGUGAUCACUGGAAUGUCGUGCUUUCGUUUACCUUUGAGACACCCAAUAGCCGAUGUGUAUUUCUGUGCUGGGGUGUCGUUAAACAUUCAUUCAUUCAUUCAUUUACUUUUUGGUGAAAGUAAUAAUGUAAAUUAUGGUAAACGGAUAAGUAAUCUUGAUUUGUUGUUACUAGCUGUAGAAUGUAAUAUCCAGUGAUGAUUGUGUUCUUAAAUGGUGCAUUGUUCGUUACAUAUAUUUUGCACUUGUAUCAGUUGCCUGUCUUAUAUUUGUAUUAUUUGAACCCCUAAGAAAAAAAGUGUCUUAGUUACUUUUUCAUGUUUUAGAAAAAAAGGCAUUAUAUAAUGUUGGUGUGUGAACCAUUACAUUUGAUUGAAACGCUGAGUGAAGCCACUUCUGUUCUUUUGGGGUCAUGCUUUGCUUUGCCACAAACUAAGACAGAAGUAUUUUCGUGCCAUUAAUAGAUUCUGUACAUGUAUAUGUUACACCAAUAAAAUUUGUAUAAAUGUUACCUUUAUACAUUUAUAAUAAAAAUGACUGAAUAAUG